Miscanthus lutarioriparius is the source of this 534-nucleotide messenger RNA. NCBI's taxonomy places the organism in Eukaryota, Viridiplantae, Streptophyta, Magnoliopsida, Poales, Poaceae. The record is from the annotation of a GenBank genome assembly.
AUGUCUAUUUCUUGCGCUCGAUCCCAGUUCGUAAUUCUCAGGUGCAGCUCGCAGGCGCUGGUGCCUUCACCGGUCAAAACCUGUGUGCUCGUGCAGACCCGAGCCUGCUCCCUCCCUCUGUUUGCAGUUCGGCGCAGCAGUGUCCAGUCCUCGCCGAAGCUCACUCGCCUCUGGUUGACCGUGCUCAGCUUCCAAGCACCAAUCAGUGCUCAUCCAGAACCCGUGCACGCACAGCACCAAGAGCAGGAGCAGCAGUUCACAUUAAUUGGAUUUUCCGCAGCAAUUAUGUGUUAUGUUUGUGAGCACUCUGGGCAGUCCAGACUUCAGUACAUGUUCCAGCACAGGACGUCGGUGUCGCAGGCCGAGUGGAGCAUGGCGUCCAACAAGUCGCUCUUCAGCAUCCAGGGCGCCAGCGACCUAUACCCCGGCAGCAGGUCGCACUUCGACUUCUACUACUACGAGGCCAUGGCGGAGGCGGCGGACUCCAAGCUGCCGUCCCAAUGUAGUGCACUGUCCCGUGAUGCCCGUUCUUGA